Messenger RNA from Pimephales promelas (fathead minnow), 2174 nucleotides. It is a transcript of the gene tuba5, whose product is annotated as tubulin alpha 5. Gene Ontology annotation, biological process: microtubule-based process. Gene Ontology annotation, cellular component: microtubule. NCBI's taxonomy places the organism in Eukaryota, Metazoa, Chordata, Actinopteri, Cypriniformes, Leuciscidae. Gene Ontology annotation, molecular function: GTP binding; structural constituent of cytoskeleton. The record is from RefSeq and is a predicted model, not a curated record.
UAUCUGAUAAAAGUUGGUUAGCUAGCUUUUAUGAGUACGUAGCAUAAAAGAGCUGACACACCAGAGCUGAUACGCAUGGACUAAAAGGCACAGAACCUUAAUUUUGUUCAUAAAAAAACCUUAAAAGGCAUUUUAAAGAUUUGUUAUUUUAUAUUAGUUUCCCUGUUUAAUAAUGCUAAAGAAUGUUUGUAAAGAAAAGCUGUCGGAACAAAAUAAAUCGAUUAUGCACCUCAGAGGACAUUUGCCAACUUUCCAAGGAAACCUCCACUUCUCGUAAAGACGAAACAUUUUCAUAAUUCCGCUCUCCCAUAACCAAAUUUCUUAUCAGAGUUAUCAGGAAAAUGAAAAGGCUUGUUGUUAUUCGUUCUCAAGCACGGUUAGAAAAAAAAUGUUGUAACAUUUUUAAAUCCAAAAUGAGUGUUUAGUUACACCAAUCAUAAGGCGAGGAGGCUGUUGAUGUGCUGCUGACCAAUCGCGAGCUGCAGCGGGCGGUGUGAGCGUGCACGCGAGUAUAUAGACUGAACCGCGGACUUUUCGACCCAUAUUGCUGUGUUGGCCGAGACACGUAACGCGUCUGGUCUGCACUCAACGGAGCUCAUAACAGACUUUUGGUGAUUUUCCCACCGAAAGACGUUAAAGUUUUCAAUUAAAACCACUUGUGUCGACGAAGACUAAGUCAAAAUGCGUGAGUGCAUCUCCAUCCAUGUGGGCCAGGCCGGAGUACAGAUUGGAAAUGCAUGCUGGGAGUUGUAUUGCCUAGAGCAUGGCAUCCAGCCUGAUGGCAAUAUGCCGAGUGAUAAGACCAUUGGUCGUGGGGAUGACUCCUUCAACACUUUCUUCAGUGAGACUGGCUCUGGGAAGCAUGUGCCACGAGCUGUGUUCGUGGAUCUGGAGCCUUCAGUCAUUGAUGAGGUAAGGUCUGGGAUCUACAAGCAACUGUUUCAUCCGGAGCAGCUCAUCUCUGGGAAGGAAGAUGCAGCAAAUAAUUACGCCCGAGGCCAUUACACUGUCGGCAAGGAGAUUAUUGAUAUGGUGCUGGAGCGUGUCCGCAAAUUGACUGACCAGUGCACUGGUCUCCAGGGUUUUCUGAUUUUCCACAGUUUUGGUGGAGGCACUGGCUCCGGUUUCACGUCCCUCCUGAUGGAGCGUCUCUCGGUCGACUACGGCAAGAAGUCCAAGCUCGAGUUUGCCAUCUAUCCUGCUCCUCAGGUCUCCACUGCUGUGGUUGAGCCUUAUAACUCCAUCCUAACCACCCACACCACCCUGGAACACUCUGACUGUGCCUUCAUGGUAGACAACGAGGCAAUCUAUGACAUCUGUCGCCGAAAUCUUGACAUCGAGCGCCCCAGCUACACCAACCUCAACCGUCUCAUCGGUCAGAUCGUGUCCUCCAUCACCGCUUCCCUGCGCUUUGAUGGGGCCCUGAACGUCGAUCUCACUGAGUUCCAGACCAAUUUGGUGCCAUAUCCCAGAAUCCACUUCCCCCUAGUCACAUACUCUCCCAUCAUCUCUGCUGAGAAGGCUUACCAUGAGCAGCUGUCCGUGUCUGAGAUCACCACCGCCUGCUUUGAGCCGUCCAAUCAGAUGGUGAAGUGUGACCCCCGGCAUGGGAAGUACAUGGCCUGCUGUAUGCUUUAUCGUGGUGAUGUCGUGCCCAAAGAUGUCAAUGCCGCUAUUGCUAACAUUAAGACCAAACGUUCCAUCCAGUUUGUGGACUGGUGCCCAACUGGAUUCAAGGUUGGCAUUAAUUACCAGCCACCUACAGCGGUUCCUGGUGGAGACUUGGCCAAGGUACAAAGAGCAGUGUGCAUGCUGAGCAACACCACGGCUAUUGCCGAGGCCUGGGCCCGACUGGACCACAAGUUUGAUUUGAUGUAUGCCAAGCGUGCUUUCGUACACUGGUAUGUUGGUGAAGGAAUGGAAGAGGGAGAGUUCUCUGAGGCCAGAGAGGAUCUUGCUGCAUUGGAGAAAGAUUAUGAGGAGGUUGGUGCAGAGUCUGUGGAGGAUGAAGAGGAGGGAGAGGAGUAUUAAAGACACUUUAAGAGGCCUACGGUUCGAGAAACGAGUCCUACUCCAGCACUUACAAGCAGUAUUUUACCUGGCAAGCUGUUUUGUCUCGCACAUAUGCUGUAAGUGAUAAAUACCAAUUCAGAAUAAAUUGUUCGGUCUAUUUA